AUGGGUCUUGAAUCUACUUCCCACCAUGGGGAGUCGAUCACCCCCGCACAGAACUCGAGUCCAGAGACCUCCUCUCCAAAUAGCCCUAUGCAGAAGCCCAUGCGGCCAGCGGGCGUGGAUACCCCGAUCCCGCGCAUCACGAUGCGCGCCUUGGUAAUGGCCCUCUUCGUCUCGAUGGGUGGCCUUCUCUUCGGUUACGAUACCGGUCAGAUCUCCGGUUUCCUGGAGAUGAACAACUACUUGCACCGCUUUGGUCAGCACAACAGCCACGGCGAGUACCACUUUAGUCAUGUUCGAUCCGGCCUGAUCGUCGGUCUGCUCUCGAUCGGUACCCUCAUCGGUGCCCUGGUGGGUGCUCCCCUCGCCGACCAUAUCGGCCGCAAGUGGUCCAUCUCAUUCUGGUGUCUCAUCCUGAUGGUGGGUCUGGUGGUUCAAAUCACCUCCCCCGACCGACACUGGUGGCAGAUGAUGAUGGGUCGUUGGGUCACUGGUCUGGGUGUCGGUGCCUGCUCCCUGCUGGUGCCCAUGUACCAGGGUGAGAGUGCCCCGCGUCACAUCCGUGGUGCCAUGAUCUCUUGCUAUCAGCUCUUCGUCACCCUGGGUAUCUUACUGGCCUACCUCAUCAACCUGGGUACUCACAAUCUCCAUGGGACCGCCCAGUGGCGCAUCACGCUGGGUCUGACGUUCAUUUUUGCCCUGGUUCUCGGUGGCGGCAUGGCCUUGUUCCCGGAAAGCCCGCGUUACGAGUUCCGCCAGGGUAAGGUCGAGAGUGCUCAGAGCACCUUGGCGAAGCUGUAUGGCGUUCCUGAGAACCACGUUCGCAUCCUCCAAGAGAUGGAUGAGAUUCGCGAGCAGUUCGAGGCCGAGUCACAAGACCAGACGUGGCGUGAUUUCCUUACCGCGCCUCGCAUGCUCUACCGUAUUGCCCUGGGCAUGGCCCUGCAGAGCCUCCAGCAGCUCACUGGCGCCAACUACUUCUUUUACUACGGUACGACCAUCUUCCAGGGUGCUGGCAUUUCGGACAGCUUCGUUACCCAGGUUAUCCUGGGUGCCGUCAACUUCGCCACUACAUUCGGUGGUCUGUAUAUAGUGGAGAACUAUGGACGUCGCAAGUCUCUCAUGGUUGGCGCUGCGUGGAUGUUGGUGAUGUUCUUGAUUUUCGCCUCCCUUGGCCACUUCAAGCUGGACGUCGACCACCCCGAGAACACACCUAAUAUCGGAAAAGGCAUGAUUGUGGUUACCUGUUUCUUCAUUGCUGCCUUUGCGAUGACCUGGGGCCCCAUGGUCUGGGCCAUUGUGGCCGAGCUCUUCCCUUCCAAGUACCGUGCGAAGGGUAUGGCUCUGGCGACUGCCUCCAACUGGGGCUGGAACUUCGUCAUCUCCUUCUUCACCCCUUUCAUCACCGGCGCUAUCGACUUCGCCUACGGUUACGUCUUCGCCGGUUGCCUGUUUGUUGCGAUUCUGGUCGUCUACUUCUUCGUCAUUGAGGGUAAGGGGCGUACCCUUGAGGAGCUGGACUAUAUGUAUGUCAACAAGGUUUCUCCCUGGAAGAGCAGCAGUUUCGAGUUCCCCCAGCAUGGGGAGUGGAAUACGGAUGAGAGCUCGUCCGAGAGAAAGGAGCAGGAGAUGGACCAUGCCGAGAACGCAUAA
Molecule: messenger RNA, 1650 nt
Organism: Penicillium canariense
Lineage: Eukaryota; Fungi; Ascomycota; Eurotiomycetes; Eurotiales; Aspergillaceae
Product: sugar porter family MFS transporter
Exons: 2
Coding region: 1-1650 (549 amino acids)
Biological process (GO): carbohydrate transport; transmembrane transport
Cellular component (GO): plasma membrane
Molecular function (GO): carbohydrate:proton symporter activity
Source: RefSeq, a predicted model, not a curated record